Molecule: messenger RNA, 3932 nt
Organism: Anopheles arabiensis
Lineage: Eukaryota; Metazoa; Arthropoda; Insecta; Diptera; Culicidae
Product: TOX high mobility group box family member 4-like
Exons: 11
Coding region: 861-3344 (827 amino acids)
Biological process (GO): regulation of transcription by RNA polymerase II
Cellular component (GO): nucleus
Molecular function (GO): chromatin DNA binding
Source: RefSeq, a predicted model, not a curated record
UACCUUUUGGGACGGCUGGGUUGAGUGUAUGUAUGUGUGUGUGUGUGAAAGGCGAAGAAGGAAAAGGGGGUACGAGAGAGAGGGAGCAAAUAAUGAGCUGUGAGAUUGAGUUUGUUUAUGUGUCGAAGCAGAAGGAAUUGGAGCGAGAAAGAGCUCGCGAAAGCGAGAGAGAGAGAGAGAGAGAGAGGAAUGCCUUGGAGCAAAAAGCAAUAAAUAGUAAACACUAAACACAAAAUAAGGCGAAGAGUGCAAUAGAAAAAUUGGUUACAGGCCAGACAGUUGGGGGGGAGAGAAAGGGGGCGAAAAACAAGCCAGUGUAACGUAAUUCGCACGUGUGCGUGAAGAAAGCAAGAAAAACCGUCCCGUGCCAGGCAGGCAGCUACAAGUCGUCGUUACGGGCGACAUCAGCAAACAAGAAAACAGCCAGAGAAGCAGCGCAAAUCUAUCAAUCAGAGAAGGAGCAGUACAAAUUAACAAUAGCGAGACACACGGGCUUAAUUCGCUUGCUGCGCACUCACCAGCGCGAGCGGUAGUAGUGUGCGAGUGUGUGGCUGUUUGCGAGUGUGCGCGGGCGUUGCGCGCGCUCUGUGUUGCGGCGUGUGUGCCGGUGCGUUUGACUUAGUGCGAUUGUAGUGUGCCAAGUCCCGUAGCGGGUGGUUCCAGUCAGGUCAACAGUGCUCUCACACAUGUGAGCGGAAGUGUCUGUGUGUGUGUGUGUGUGAGUGCGCGCGUACCCCAGUGCGUAUUUCCUGUGUCCUGCGUGCGUGCGUGUGCGUGUGGCAGUUGGUCGUUGGUCAGUAGUGGAGGGAGCACGGAAAUACUACGGUGCGGUGGCGGACAGUGGCGUGGAGCGUGGAGCCAUGGAAACUAGCUACAACACGGCACCGAUCGGUGCUGGCAGCAGCGAGUUCGACAUCAACAUGUUCGACCAGUACGUGUACAAGACGUUUCACACACCGUCGUUCGGCGACGACGAGUUCGACAUACAGUCGAUGAACAGCCACCUGCAGCACCAGCAACCGCAGCAGCAGCAGCAGCAGCAGCAACAACACCAUCAGCAGCAGCAUCCCCAGCAGCAGCAGCAGCAGCAGUAUCAAAUGCACGGCAACACCCAGCAGCAAUCCGGCCAUAUGGUGGGCCUGCUGCAGGACCAGCAGCAGUCCGGCUAUGGCCAAUGGCACCAAGAUAUGAACCAUCACAGCCCGUACACGCUACAGUCGCCGAACCAGCCGACCUACCAUCAGCUGAACGCUAGUCCGAACAACAAUCCCACGCUGCACGUGAUGCAGCCGCCCCAGCAGUCCCCCUCGAUGGUACCACCCGCCCAGCAGCAGCAGCAGCAACAGCUGUCCCCUCAGCAGCAGCAGCAGCUCGUCGGCGGAAAUGCGCUCAGCUUCAUUGGGCGCUCGCCGCCCCAGAACGGGGUCGGCCAGGGCACGGAGAACGGCACCACCAGCGACGACAGCGACGACACGAUUCCGGCAAACUCCCUGAAGCGCCCAUCGUCGGAACCGUCGUACGGGGAGGAGGCGCUCGUCGGGGCGGCCGGCAUGAAGGCAUCGGCUGCGGCCGCGGCCGCUGCCGCCGCUGCUGCCGCCGCCGCCAAGAAGCCCAAGGUCACGAAGAAGAAGAAAAAACGGGAUCCCAACGAGCCGCAGAAGCCCGUCUCUGCCUAUGCGCUGUUCUUCCGCGAUACGCAGGCAGCUAUCAAAGGCCAAAACCCGAACGCCUCGUUCGGGGAAGUUUCCAAAAUCGUCGCCUCGAUGUGGGACGUGCUAGCGACGGAGCAUAAAAAUGUUUAUAAGAAGAAAACGGAAGCUGCUAAGAAAGACUACUUGAAGGCUCUCGCCGCCUACCGGGCGAGUUUAGUGUCAAAGGGAACCGAAGGCGAACAGCAACAAUCACCGCAACAAUCAAUCUACUCCCCUCCGCCACAAGCAACGCUGCAGCAGAAUCAGCAACCGCAGCAGCACCACCAUCAGCAGCCCCAACCGCCACCCCAGCAGCAGCAGCAGCAGCAGCAACACCAGCUGCAACCGCAGCAGCAACAGCAGCAGCCGCAGCAGCAGCAGCAGCAUCCACAUCAACAGCAUCCACAUCAGCAACAGCAGAACAAUCAUCUGGUGAAUCACUCGAAGCACUCGCCCCAGAAUGGACCCUCCGUUGCGCAAGCACCGCCGCCCGGCCACCUGCAGCACAUGCAGGGGCUGCAACAGGCGCAACAGCAGCAGCAGCAGCAACACUCAAACUAUGCACCGUCGUACGCAUCGUCGUACAAGCCAUCGCAGCAGCAGCAGGCUAUGAUGCAAAUGUCCCACUCGCAUCAGAAUCUACACCCCGGACAACAACAGCAGCAGCAGCAGCAGCAGCAACAACAACACCAAACAGCCGCAUCACACCUUCACGGACCGAUGAUACCGAUGAAUGCGCAACAGCAGCAGCAGAUGCUGGCACAUCAACAGCAGCAACAGACGCACAUGAGCAUGGCUCACCAGCAGCAGCAGCAGCAUCAGCAGCAUCAGCAGCAUCAGCAACACCAGCAGCAGCAGCAGCAACACCAGCAGCAGCAGCAGCAGCAACACCCGGCGAUGAUGAACUUGCCGAUGGCCGGGCAGCCACACUACAUGAACCAGCAGCUGUCCCACCAGCAGAUGCAGAUGCAGCAGCAGCAGCAGCAGCAGCAGCAGCAAUUUCAGCACCAACACAUUAAGCAGGAGCAGCAAUUUCAGCACCAACACAUUAAGCAGGAGCAGCAAUUUCAGCACCAACACAUUAAGCAGGAGCAGCAGAUGCAUCAGCAGCAGCUGCAGCAGCAGGAGCUGCACCACCACCAGCAGCAGCAUCAUCUCCAACAGCAUGAGCAACAGAUACAGCUGCAGCAGCAGCACAACCACCACCAGCAGCAGCACUUGCAGCAGCUAGAUCCCCAGCUGCAGCAUCAGGCUCAGAUGCAGCAGAUGCAGGGUGGCGGCACAGUAGCCGGCACGAUGUCCUCCCAGUCCUCCGUAGUGGAGGACCUGAUGGGCACCCCGCAGCAGCAGCAGCAGCAGCAAUUUCAGCACCAACACAUUAAGCAGGAGCAGCAACCGGCCGCGGCAAUGGUGCAGCAGCAGUCCUGCCCUACCAGCACCGCGGAACCGCCGGCCGCGAUACCGCAGACCUGCAUCCGGCAGGGCUGCAACAAUUUGGCGAUCGAGAACCCGGACUGGGAGGACGAGUACUGCAGCCAGGAGUGUGUCGUCGCUCACUGCCGUGCCGUUUUUGCCACCUUCCAGGAGGAUUGCCUCAAAGGAAAUGCUCCACCACAGCCGCCGCAACAGCAGUCCUAUCCAGCGGUGAAGUAGAUGACUCCCCGUGGAAUAUUGCCAGACUAGAGAGGACAGUUCGGUUGCCCGGCCGCGGCACCCCAGUGCUGCCCAGGGGUGGUGCUCUGUACGCCGCCAAACGGUCACGUUUUGUUGAUGACACACCUCUACCAUUAAUUGUUUAUUGCGCUAGGAUGGGGGGAAACUCUCACACACACAUAGGUGGGAAGUGUUAGUAGAUAGUUGUAAGAAGAAGAAGAAGAAGAGGAGGAAUAAGAAGACAACAUCUAACUAACGUCGGAUGCAUUAAACGAUAGGAAGAGAGAUAGAGAGAGAGAGAGAGACGAAGCGCGCUUGUGUAGUGUGUGAAUGAGAUAUGGAAAAUGAGCACUAAUUUUCUACAGUCGAAAAAAAACCUUUAUACCUACACACACACACACACCUGUAGGAUACCUUUGCAUUACUAUAAGCCCCGUAAUCGAUAGCCAAACCACAAACAAUAUAGAAACAAGCCAUGAAGGGAAAGGGAAAGUGCCCCAUUGGCUUGGCAUAGUAUGUCGUAAGUUCCACAAAGCUCACACACACACAUACAAACACACACACACACACACACACACACACACACAC